Molecule: messenger RNA, 66 nt
Organism: Linum tenue
Lineage: Eukaryota; Viridiplantae; Streptophyta; Magnoliopsida; Malpighiales; Linaceae
Source: the annotation of a GenBank genome assembly
AUGCUUGUAACCUGGGAUCUUGUACCAUCACUAGAGCCGAGCUCAAAGAUGCUGUUGAAGGCUUAA